UUAAAGACAAGCGCUUAUAAAAAUUGGGCAUUCUAAAACUUCCAUAAAAUUUUGAUAGAAGAUAUUAAACAUUAAUGCUAAUUUAAGUUGAACUAAAAACAGACACGUCCUUAUGGUUAUCAGCUGCCUAAGUUUGCCUAAAGUCAUUUAAGUUGAUGUUAUCUGUUAAAUCUUUCAAGGAAAAAUGCUUGGCUUUGUCUAAUGUGAGUAAUGUUAAGCUCUAGAGUCAGAUCAGUUAAAGCUCAAGGGGCCAGAAGCAACUUGGCCUGGAAUGUUUGAGUGCUCCACAAAUAAAGAAGGGUAUCUCAGCAUAACCUGUGACUUCACUGUAAACAGCCCUAACAAACAGACAACAACCCAGCUCACCUUAGCGUCAGGGUAGCUGGUACAAGUCCACACCCUAAGCCCUAUUUUCACAUUAUCAAAGUAAAUGUGGCGUGGGAUGCAUCCUUCCUACUCUAAAAGAUUAUCCCAGAAAUAGUCGUAAAAGAUUUCUCUGAGCUCUGCCGUCUGAUUGUGACGACAACUUGAAACUUUUAGAUCCCACAUCUGUUGCAGUUGCAGCUGCAUUCAUCCUGCCAGUUCCUGGACUUGUCGGUUGAAUGCAGAAUGAAGUAUCUAAGUUAGCUUGUGCAUAUAGUAAGACAAAUUUGACUGCUUCCAUAUUAUCUGAACGCAUUCGAGGAUUGGGGUAAGUGCGAAUUGCAGUACUCCAGUAUCGUGUUACUAUAGACUAUCUGAUAUUAAAAGAACUUACAGGGUGUGAACAGUUUCCAGGAAUGUGUUGUUUUAAUUUGCCUGAUUUUUCUCAAACUAUUCAAAAUCAUUUAGACAAUAUUCAUUAUUUUAUUAAUAAGUUUUCACAAAUGCCUGGGUUAUCUAACUGGUUUUCUUGGUUUCAUUGGAUAUGGUUGGUAAUUGUAGUUCUGCUUUUGUUAUGUAUCUGUAUUCCUGUUCUGUUAAUGUGUGUACGUAAUUUAAUUAGUAGUUUGUUAAAACCUAUACAUGGUUACAUUACUCUACAAGAAGUUAUGUCAAAGAAAUAAUCUCAUAUUUUCUUCCUUUGCUACUUCCAUAGCUUUUCUUUUUCCUUCCUAAAUACAGCCCUUUAUUAGAAUUUGUGCCUCAUACUUAAAAUUACCGUGUAUCAUAAUCCUUCCAGCUGGUAAAGAUACCUCAAGACAAGUGCUGGGCAUAGAAGCCAUGGGGCAUAAAUCUGUAAAGAAGUAAAAAGCUAACCUUUUCAAAGAAUAUUGCUUCUCACUUACCAACUUUACACCUCUCUGUAUAGCCCUGGAAGAUGGCUGGUUAGCUGGAGACGGGUAAGAUUCCUCAAGGGAGGAACAACCUAAGACAGGCACAUUCAGUCGCAGAGGGGCCAUCAGGUGAGAAAAUGGGGGCCAACAGAGGUGAGGCUUAGAACCUCACCCCCCGCAGCUUUGAGAGAAAUCUCCUGCACCCAUGGCUGUUUUGUCGCCCUUGUCUAGCUCAGAUCAAUACCUAGUCUAUAGGCACAGACCUGACCACCUACACUUGCCUUCCUACUGCACUCAACUCUACUUUCCAUCUUUAUUUUACAUCACGAGAUUUAAAAGAUAGAUGGUCUUUUAUGAAAAGAUAAACUGUGUCAAAAACCUUUCUAUUAGAAACUGUAAUCUUUAUUAUGCCUACCUACUACUUAAACAUUUUAUUAAAAAAAUAAGGGGAAAUGUGGGAUUAAUAUAUAAAUCAAGUAUAGAAAUCAAAUGUAUAAUCAUAUAUGACUUCAUUAUUUUUCCUGUAAUUUCUGAUACAUGAUCAAGAACAAAACAAACAAGACCAGAACAGUUUCUGUGACCUAAUUGCCCUUGCUGUUGUUUCAAUACCACAUAAGACGUCACACCCCAGGAGACUGGAGACUGCCGAGGAUUAAGUUUAGAGUUAAUGAUUGUGUAUUAAGUCCCCCACACAGAAUUCUAAUGUUAGCAUUUAUUUGCUCAAUAAAUAUGAACGGUGCCCUCUCAGCACCACUCUUGUGUUAUUAAGCCUCGAGUCCCCUGGCUGGUCCUUUGAGAUCUUCCAUAUCUCAUCGUGUCUCCUCCCUUAUCUGUGGGUCAGAAGCAGGGAGGGACCGACAAAGACAGGCUCCACAGCUAGUCUUUUAAAAAUGGCUUGAGAAAGCAAGAAAUUGUCAGAUUGUUUUCUAGAGUGACUUUGCCAUUUUGCAUUCCAGCUAGUAAUGUAUAAGUGAUAUCGUUUAUCUGCAUCCUCAACAGCAUUUAGUGGUGUCACUUUUUUAUUUUAGCUAUUCUGAUAGGUGUGUAGUGAUAACUAAUUGUGGUUUUAAUUUGCAUUUCCCUGAUGACUAAUCAUGUUGAGUAUCUUUUCAUGUAUUUAUUUAUCUGUAUGUCCUCUUUGGUGAAAUGUAUCUUUAUGUCUUUUGCCCAUUUUUCUUAUAAGAUUAUUUGCUUUUUUCCUACUGUUGAGUUUUGAGAGUUUUUUUUAUAUAAUUAGAUACUAGUUCUUUUUGAGAUAUGUGGUUGGUAAAUAUUUUCUUCUAGUCUGUAGCUUGUUUUCUUAUUCUCUCAGCAGGGGUCUUUCCAGAGCAGAAGUUUUUAAUUUUGAUGAGGUCUAGUUUACUGGUUUUUCCUUUUAUGGAUCAUAUUUUCAGUAUUGAUUUUAAGGGUUCUUUGGCCCUAGAUCCUAAAGAUUUUCAUCUGUGCAUUUUUUUCUGGAAGUUGUAUAGUUUUAUAUUUAAGUCCAUGAUUCAUUUUGAAUUGAUUUUAGUAUAAGAUGUAAAGUUUAAGUCGAGUUUCAUCAUUUUGCCUGUGGAUGUCCAGUUGCUUCAGUAGCAAUUAUUGAGAAGACUAUCCUUCCUCCUUUGAAUUGUUUUUUACACCAAAAAUCACUUCGGCAAACCUGCAGGGGUGGAUUCCUUUGCACAGGCUUCUUCCCCAGGUGUGAAGAAACAAACAUUCUUUGAGAGGCUGAAAUGUUCCCUAGGUAGUUUUUUUUUUAAUCCUCACAACCACCCCCCAUUUUAUACAGUGAGGCCACAGAGAUUUCAAGAGGUUAAAAUGGUGUGUCCAGGUCGUAUAGUUAAUAAUUCAGAAGCUGGAUUUGAGCCCAGGUCUGCCCGCAUGUUCUCUACUCUCUCCACUUUAGCCUGCUGUCUCCUGAAAGUGGAGACCCCUUAGCCUCUAAUUAUGAUUAAUUUUAAUUUAAAAUGAAUUUCUUAUAAAAAGAAAUAGAGCUGAGUAGAAAGCUGGAUUACUAGCUUACAAAUUAUAGUUCUUAACCCUUUGGUGGAUCACAAAAUCAUUUAGGGGAUUCCCCGUUAGCAUUUGUUUUGUUUUUGAAUACUUGAGAUAUUUUCAAAUAUUUACUAUUAGUAAAAUCACAUUUGAUAUUAUAUCAGUUGUUGCAUUUGUGUUGGUCUAUUUCAGGUUUUUCAUGUCUGUCUUCCUCCACCAAUACCACAGAGUCUUGACUUCUGUAGCUGUAAGUCUUGAACAGACUGAUUCCUCAUAUUCUUAUUUUUCGAAGUUGUUUAGGCUAUUGUAAUUUCUUUGCCUUUCCACAUAAACUUUAGAAUAAUCUUGUCUAUAUCUGCAAAAAAUCUUGCUGAGAUUUUGAUAGGAAUAGCACCAAACCUGUGUGUGUCUAUUUGGGGAGAAUUAACAUCUUUACUAUCUUGAAUCUACCAAUAUGUGAAUAUGGUAGGUCUAUCCAUUUAUUUAGAUCUUUUUUGAUUUCUUCCACUAGCCAUUUGUAGUUUUUAGCAUAUAAACCCCUACCUUUUACUGUAUUCUGGGAUAUUUUCUUAGUUUACCUGAAUAUAUGACAAUCUAGCCCUGCUUUCCUUGAUACUGGCAGACACCACUGUGCAAAUGUUCAUGCAUCCAUAGAUAAUCGCAAAUUACAGGAUCUGGCUGUGCCACCAUUUUCACAUCUCUCCUGAACAGUAAUAUUGGUUAUUUCAAUCUCUUGCCAGUGACAUCCGAUGUCCCAGAAAGUGGCAUUGUCCACUACAAUGCUGAAAAGAUACUCCUGACUUCCCAGCAGCGACAGCCUGUGUAAGACUUUGUCACAUUCAACUGGGUAGAUCCUGAAUAGGCGUGAUGCCUCCAGGCAGGUGGGAUGCUGUCCGUCCAGCUAAGGCCCAGGCUUCAAGGGAGCGAGGGCAUCUUCUUCAGAUGGUAAAGAAAGAAGAAGAUGAUGAAGGCUAUACUUCAGUGCAGGCUGCCAGGCCACAGACACUCAACCGUCCUGGCCAGGAGCUGUUCCGCCAGCUUUUCAGACAGCUUCGCUACUAUGAAUCUUCUGGGCCCCUAGAGACCCUGAGCCGUCUCCGGGAGCUCUGCCGCUGGUGGCUGAGGCCUGAUGUUCUUUCCAAGGCCCAGAUCCUGGAGCUGCUGGUCCUGGAACAGUUCUUAAGCAUACUACCUGGGGAGCUCCGGACCUGGGUGCAGCUGCAUCACCCUGAGAGCAGUGGGGAAGCUGUGGCCCUGUUGGAAGAGCUGCAGGAAGACCUUGAUGGAAAGCCAUGGAGGGACCCAGCCCCUGCCCAGAGCCCAGAUGUGCAUUGGAUGGGUACAGGAGCCCUGCAAGCCGCACAGAUAUGGCCCGCUGCUUCACAUCUCAGGAGCAGCUCUGCUCUGGGGGACCACCUGGAGCCUCCCAAUGAAACAGGAGUGCGUGACUUCCUCGCUGGGCAAUCCGAUCUUACUGCUGCACAGGCACUUGCCCUCUCCCAGAGAGACGGGUGCCCAGGAGACCAAGUGACAGCCCAGCCUCAGGAGGCUAUGACUUUCAAGGACGUGGAGGUGACCUUCUCCCAGGAUGAGUGGGGAUGGCUGGACCCUGCUCAGAGAAACCUGUAUAAGGAUGUGAUGCUGGAGAAUUAUGGGAACAUGACUUCUCUGGUAGGGCCAUUCACCAAACCUGCUCUGAUUUCCUGGUUGGAGGCAAGGGAGCCAUGGGGCCUGAAUGUUCAGGGAGCUCAACCUAAGGGGAAUCCAGGUGCUGCCUCUGCAGGAGGUGAGCUCCAGAUUAAAACAAAGAAGUUCAUCUUAAAACAUGAACCUUUGGAAGAAGACAAAACUUUAGCUAUGCCACCAGGGUGCUGUGGAACAAGUGUUUCUAAGGGAUCAGGGCUUAGAGACUCUUUUGAACAGAAGAGCAGGUUAAAGGAGCAAUGUGGAAGCCCUGGGCAAGUGAGAAUUAAGAAAGAAGAGACCAAUUUCAGUCAAAGGACAGGAAAAGAGUCUGAAGAAUCAGGAAAAAGUAGUAGUCUUAAUCUAAAGCAUAUUACAUAUUUGAAAGUUCCCAGAAGAAAGCAAUCACUUAAACAUGGCUGUGGCAGGCACUUCAGAGGGAAUUCAUACCAUUAUGACUACAAGGAAUAUGGGAAAGGGCUCAGACGCGUGGUUGGUGGGUUUAAUCUACAUCAGCGAAUUCAUGCUGGACUAAAAGGGAAUACAAAGGAUGUGCGUGGGAAAGACUUCAGCCUUAGCUCUCAUCCCCAGCAUGGGCAGAAUCUUCACACAGUGGGGACAUCAUAUAAGUGCAGUGACUGUGGGAGGACCUUCAGUCAUAGCUCCCAUCUUGCAUGUCAUCAGAGACUUCAUACUCAAGAGAAACCAUUUAAAUGUAGGGUGUGUGGGAAAGCCUUCAGGUGGAGCUCAAACUGUGUGCGACAUGAGAAAAUUCACACUGGAGUGAAACCUUAUAAGUGCAGUUUAUGUGACAAAGCUUUCCAGCGCAAGUCUGCCUACCGUCUGCACCAGGAAACCCAUGUCAAGCAGCAGUUUCUUGAGUCUAAUCAGUGUGAGGAAGCUCUUACCUGUGGCUCAGGUUUUGAUGAUAAUUUGAGAGACCCAAGUGGGGAGAAACCCUUUGACUGCAGCCAGUGUAGGAAAUCCUUCCAUUGUAAAUCAUAUGUACUUGAGCAUCAAAGGAUUCACACUGAAGAAAAACCCUAUAAAUGUACCAAAUGUAGGAAAACCUUUAGGUGGAGAUCAAACUUUACCCGUCAUCUGAGAAUGCAUCAGGAAGAAAUAUUCUAUGAUCAAGACAAAUGUAAAGAAGACUUCAGGCAGACCUCCAACUGCAGUGAGCUCCAGACUGCCCCCACUGUGGAGAAUGCUUUUCUGUGUCAGCCUUGUGGGAAAAGUUUUACUCAAAAGAAAUCUCUUAUUUAUCAUCAGAGAACUCACACAGGUGAGAAACCAUACCGAUGUAGUGACUGUAUGAAGGAGUUUACUCAUCGGUCGGCCUUUAUUGCUCAUAAGAAGCAGCAUGUCAGUAAGAGAAAACCUGAGGAUGAGCCAUCUUUUAGUCAGGACAGAAUGUUCCAAGUUCCUCAGAGCAGUCAUCAUGGCAUGGAGGAAGACUACAAAUGUAGCCAGUGUGGCAGAGCCUUCCGUAAUCAUUCGUUUCUCCUCAUCCAUCAGAGAAUUCACACCAGAGAGAAGCCUUAUAAGUGCAGGGAGUGUGGGAAAGCUUUCAGAUGGAGUUCAAAUCUCUCUCGACAUCAGAGAAUUCACUCUUUCAAGAAACGGUAUGAGUGCCAUGAAAGUGGGAGCACUGAAAAUCUGCAGCCACAAAUUCUCUCUGGUGAAAAACCAUUUUGGUGCCAAGAAUGUGGGAAAACCUUCACACGUAAAAGAAGUCUUUUAGAUCACAAGGGAAUACACAGUGGAGAGAAGCGCUAUAAAUGUAAUCUUUGUGGGAAAUCUUAUGAUAGAAAUUAUCGCCUUGUUAAUCAUCAGAGAAUACACACUAAAGAGAGACCUUUUAAAUGUCAGUGGUGUGGGAAGGAUUUCAUCGGAAGGCAUACCCUCUGCGUUCAUCAGAGAAAACACGCCAGGGUGGCACAGUCCGAAUGCAGCCUGACUGGGUUGUCUUCAUGCCAGGACACAGGGGUGAGUUUACAGGAAUUAAAACCAAGUGGGGAGAAGCCCCUUGAAGACUGUGAGGAAGGUUGUGACCAGAGCUCCAGGCUCACUGGACUCCAGAAAAAGUGCCACAAAUGUAGCACAUGUGGGAAAACUUUUAACAAGAGUUCACAGCUCAUUAGCCACAAGAGAUUUCAUACUCGAGAGAGGCCCUUCAAAUGCAGAGAGUGUGGGAAGACCUUCAGGUGGUCUUCAAAUUUGGCUCGGCAUAUGAAGAACCAUAUUAAAGAGUAGCUUGGGGUCUGACUGGAGGGAGAGGGGUUCCUAGCUACCUGCUAGAGAACCCUUAAUUGAGGAAAACCUUUACAAAGGGCCCAGCCCCUUUUUUGGAAGCUAAUGGCAGAGAAUCUUGAGGAUUUUAAAACUCACGGUAUCUCCCAUCCUACCUGCUGGGAAAGUGCAGGAACAUGUCCUCUGGGACCCUUCUGGAGGCUCAGGCCCCAGGAGUAGCCUUUUCACAGUGGCCUGGAGCUGCCCCAACCAAGUCUCCUUCCAUAAUUCUAAAGAGAGAGAUCAUUGCCCUUUGUGGUUUGACAAAAUGUUUGGUAUAGUAGGCUGUGACUGCUGGGAAGGGGCCAGUUGGAUCUUAAGUUUCCAUUUGAGUUAGGCCUGUGAUUGUGCAUAUUCUAUUUGACCUUACAAGCAGCAGCAAGAACUCUUAGUCUCACCAGAUGUCUCCUGGGGGCUCUUGGCGAAGGCUUCAGUCUUCACAGAUGGCUCUGGACAUCUGUAAUGGGCACAGAGUUAUCUCAGCAGCAAGUGGAGGAGAGCAGGCCACUGGGUUCAGUCACCUGGAGGAUGGAGCUCUCCCGGUCGCUGUCACCAUCUUUCUCCCACAGGUCUGUGUGGCAGCAGCAGUCCAUCUAUUAAACAGAAAUGUGCUAAGCACCUCUCAUAUGCCAGGGUCUGUUGUGUGUGCCAGAGACCCAACAGUGACUGGAUUAGACAAAAAAUCUGCCUUCUGAGGAUCUUUACAGACAAUAAACAAAUAAGGUAUAUAGUAUUUUGGAUGGUUAUGUAUGUUGUAGACAAAAUGACUCAGAGUGAAACGGAGUGCUGGAUUGGGAGGUGGCUUGUGAUCUUAAAUAUGCUGGUUAGUGAGCGCCUCAACUGAGAAGGUGAAAUUUGAGCAAAGACCUGAAGAUCAGGGAGUGAUCCCUAUAGGUCCUAGGGACAAGGAGGUGGGGUCUUGCCUAGCUUCUUCAGGAAAUGGAAAGGAGGCCCCUAGUCCAGAGCAGAGUGAGCCAGUAGAAGAGAGGGUCCCUGAGGUGGUGGGCCAGGUCAUGUGAGCAGCGUGGGUCCCUUCUAGUGUUGGGGCUGCCUCAGAGGUGGUAGGGAGCUUUUGGACAGUUCUGAGAUGAAUUUGAAUUACAUUUUAUAAGGAUUAACCAUAGAACCAAGGGCUCAGCCAAAUUAUAUAGCUGAAAGAUUUUUAUGUAGUUAUCCCUGCUACCAAUUCCCAUGAAUGGGACUCCCCACUCCCUACCAAUGUCUGAAUUUUCUAUAAGACCUCCAGCUCUCAACAGAUGUAAAUGCUUAAUUAUUGCACUUGCAUCUCUAGCUUCUGCACACUGCAGGCUCCCCCUCACCCUCAUAGCCUCUAUGUGUUGGAUCUGGUACUGGCAUCAAAGUCAAUCCAAACAUACCAGUUCAUGUGUCUGAUGCUCUCAGGAGAAAGGUAUCUUGGUGGGGGAGGCAUUGCCUUCUCACUUUCCCACCCACCUGUGUUGAAGCAAAAAGCAAGAAUCAGUUCAUUGACAAAAUAAAGGAGUGAUGUUUCUAAAACUCAUGUAAGUAAUCAUUGCUUUUGAUCCUUGAAGUGCUCAGAUUAUAAAAAGAAAAUGUUUCACCCAAUAGUAAAGCAACAUCUCAAACUACAUUUUCCUUCUGCGAGUAGGGGCACACUCAUGGAGCAGGAUGUUUCUUGUAAUGAAAAGAGACCAACCUGGAGGUGAAAACAGAGGGUGUGAUUCUGUGUGGUCCUGUCUCAUGGGAUGUGCAGGGGGUGGGGAAGAGAGAUGCCGGGCAGGGAUCAGAGACCCACAUGCUGAGGACCCAGAGUCAUGGGAAGGACCUUGGAGUUGUCAGGUUUGGGUCGCAGACUUGGUGUGCCUUUUCUCGGCAGAAUGAAUUUAGGCAAGUGACUGAACAUCUGUAUCUAUUUCCUGUGUAAAAGUAGAGAAAAUGGCUGUGCUACCUGACUUCUGGGAUUGGUGAAUGAGGGCAUGGUUUACAAAGGCUGUGGGUUAGGUGGUUGAGCACUUGGACCAGAGUCUUCACAGAGCUGCAGCUCCCACAUCUUCAAUGCCACAACCAUAGACGUACCCCUUUUCUGUCCAUAUUUUCAUUCCCUGCUCCUUCUGCUACCUGGCACCUCACAGUGUUCCUGCCCCAAAAGGGGUAUUUUUACUGCCAUUUUUAUAAAAUGAGAUAAAAUUAUUUCAAAACAUUCAAAUCAGAUUUAAAAAUGUACAAAGAAUAAAGUAAAAAUAAGAAAUUUCCUCUAUAAUGAGAUAAGGCAUUAAUAUUUUGGGAUUAUACUUAUGCAGUCUGUUCAAUACCUGAGUUGUUAGAUAGUCUUAAUUACAUGAGUAAUGUGGUUAUCACAGAAAUAUUAGUAAAUACUGAUUGGGAAGAGGAGAAGUCUUACUACUUGGAGCUAACUACAAAACAGUGUAAUCAGUGCUGGCUCUAACUUCACCGCCCUUCCCUGUGUGCCCUGCCUGAGCCAUCUUCCUUCACAGGGAGCACCACACUGCUUUGUGCUGGCUCAGUCCUCACUCACCAGGGCCCAGCCUUCCCUGACCCUCAUCCCUCUAAGAUUCUCCCCUGACCCCACCACUCUGGCACUUGUAUCUUACUCUGUUAGGUGGUGUCUGGGUUUCCAAAGGAUUGAGCAUUCUGAAGGACCAGGGUUGGGUGCUUUUUUAUUCAUUUGCCAUGCAGAGAUUUUUUACAAAGUUGCCUCUGUUAAGAAAUAUAAAACUGAAUUUAGUUCAGCUAAGUCAGGAUUGGAGUUUUUGAAUAGGCCCUGAGUGAAAUGUUGACUGGAGGCCCCCCAUUAAGCUUAUUCCUGCUAGUUAGAAACCCGGCUAUUUGUGGUUCAAAGCCAUAUGGUUCCUGUUGACAGAUUCAGAUUGCUCCAGCCACCAGUUCUCAUUUCCUACCCGAUCCUGGCCUGGAGAAUAUACAGCCUUCUUCCAACCCUGCUCUAAUUUCUCUCUGCCUAGAAGGAACUGAAGUUGGAACUGGGGAGAGCCAGAUGGGUUGGUAUCCCAGAGAGGAGUGGGUAUUAGAAGUGCUUGAGUCAGUUGUUGAGUGUGGUUGGCCCACCCUUGUGAACAGACUGUCAGCCCAGACAGAGGCAUGUGCAGAGUAGAAAGCAUAGGAAAAGUAAAUAUAGACCAUCUCAUACACCAAGUGGCAAAGUUUUAAAAACUCUAGCAUGGGUGAGCAUGUAGAUUGGUGGGAACUCACUGCUAUGGGAGUGGAAAUUAGCUCCCACAACUCCUGUGUCAAUCAAUUUGCAAAAUCUUCUAAAGUUGUGUAUACUCAACCACCCAGCAAUUCUGCUCCUGGGAAAACCCUUGAAGAACUCAUGUGAAGAAGGAAAUGUGUAUAAGACUUAAUUGUAGUACUGUUUGUUCACUGCAGCAUUGUGUGGGUAGCAAGAUUGGGAAAGCCUAAAUUUCAUCAGCAGAGAAAGAGGUAAAUAAAUGGGUUGUUUUUGGUACUUCAUGAAGUGAAUAUGAACUAGAGUUAUGUCUUCCAACAUAGAUUAGUGAUGCUGAGAAAGAGGCAGACAGUACAUUCAAUAUACCAUUUACAUAAAUUUAGGUGUACCAUGUUAUCUGUGGGCACAUUAUUUAAACUUAUUUGUAUUUCACUUUUUCUGUAAAAUGGGACAACAGUGUCAACCUAACAGGGUUAUUGCGGGUGGGGGGAUGGUUAAUAAUGCAUGUAAAGUGCUUAGAAUAGUGGCUGGUAUGUAAGCAUUGUUGGUAUAUAGUAAACAGUGUUGUGUUGUUUUGCACAAUAUAUUUCCUGUGGGUUCAAAUUGUAUGAAGCAAGAGUAUAAAAUGUAUUGGAGUGAUGUGGGAAAUUUAUGCUCUGCCUUCCCAGGGCAGGAGUUGUUGAUGGAAUCAGGGAGGGUACAUGGAGGCUUCAGUUGUGUUUUCUUUGCUUUAAAGAAGUUGAUGUAGAUAGCCCAGCAUGUUGAUUUAACAGGAUAGUGUGGUGAGUUCUUUAAAAAAAUUUUUUUAAUCUGUUUGCUUAAAAUAUUUAAAAAUAAAAAUAUUUUUAAGCAUGGGCUCUGACACCUGCCACUUAUGUGAUAUUCCUUAGAGUGAGCCACGUAAUCUCUCAAGGCUUGUUUCCUUACUUGCAAAAAUUGGGAGCAACCGAAAUGGCUGUUAGUAGAAUGGUCAAACUGGUCUGAUGCAUCUACAGUGGAAUACCCAUGCAACAGUUAAAAAGAAUGAGGAUGUUCUCCAUGUAUUGAUAGGUGAUCUCCAAGACAUUCAGUUUAUAGGAAAUGAUGAGCUCUAUUUCAAUUCCUCUUUACCUUAAAGUAACAAACCAGAAGCUAUAGACGCACGUUUAAGAAACAGGAUCCUGUGGCUGCAGAUGUGCAGUCAGCCAUUCCAUUUUAUUAGGUGGGAGAGGAGAGGUGGGCACAUGGCUACAUACUAACCACCACACCUUUGAAGUUAAUACUAACCCUGCUAAGAACAGCAAAGAGGUUUUGUAUCAGCCAGGUUAUAAUCAGGAGCCCGAAACCAUACAAUUAUUUUAAUAGGCACUUAUAAAGAAGUGUUUACUACAUAUAUCUAAGGAACAAAAAAAGGCAAGAAAAUGCCAAGGUAUCAUGGAGGCAGUAACUUCGAGAAGCACCUCAGGACUGGUGGAAUUGUAAUAGAGUCUGACCCCAUUUUUGAUAUUUGACCACUGAUAGCUUUCAAAUCCUCUCUCCAUUUUGCCUCACAUCUGGGCAGACAAGCAAGAAUGUGUAGCUAAUACUCAAGGUCCUAAUCUCUUUGUUGGCUUACAAGCAAGGGUUGUUAAAGGCAGAAUUAUGAGAAAGGGUUGCAGGGUGCAUGACCAGCUUGGGUAUGGUCCUCAGACUGAUCAGUGGUGAAGUGAUGGAAUUAUAUCAAGAAUUUUAGUUACCAGUUUUCUGGCUCCGCCUAGGCUGGGUCUACUGCUUGUGGUCAACAGAUGGCUCAUCUGAUGGUGGUCUAAGUUCCUGCAAAACAUCUCAAGGAUACAUGACUCCAGCGUUUAUGGCCUUGUGGAAAGAACUACGAGUCCUAUGUCUGUUUAGUUUGCUUUACCUUGGUUUGCAAACUCCCGUUUUCCCUAGUCUCUAACUACCCAGUUUAAUUCCCACACUCUGGGUCAUUGAGACCCUUGGGCUUUUGUUUGUUAAUGAGAGAUCUGAGGGGUUUCACCAAGAGGUGUCCUUGAUCAGUUUCACUAGUGUCUGAACUCUGAAGAAGGAUCCUGUGUUGGCAAACUGCAAGCUGGAUUCAACUGCUGCUCCCAGAGGGAAUUGUCACCACGGGGGUGAAGAAGCAGUGGAAACAGGAAACAACAAAUUCCCUCUUCCUCCCUGCAUUAGGAUUCUUCACAGAGAACCAGAAGGAUGUGUGUAUACAUAAGGAAAAAAAUUAUGUGGAAUUGAUUGAUGUGGUUAUGGAGGCUAGCAAGUCAAAAAUCUGCAGGGUGGCCGAGCAGGCUAGAGACCCAGGAGAGCUCAUGUCCCCGAUCCAGUCUGAAGGUUGUCUGCUGGGGGAUUCUUUCUUGCCUGGGGGAUGCCAGUCUUCUGUGCAGAUCUCAGUUGAUCCGAUUAAGCCCACCCACAUUACGGAUAAUAAUAUGUUUUCCUCAAAAUCCACCAAUUUAAAUGUUAAUCUCAUCCAAAAACACUGUCCCAGAAACACCCAGAAUAAUGUCUGAUUAAAUACCUGGGCAUCCUGUGGCCCAACCAAGUUGACACACAAAAUUUAUUAUCACAUUCCUCCAACACAGCAGCUUUGCUCUUAAAUUUCUUAAUGGCCAAACCUAAUGGAACCAGCUGGCAAAGCGGAGAGUAGACUGGAGAGUUCCAACCCCAUCAUUUCAAAGUAUCUAUAGAAGGGUGAGUUUGAAGCAGAAAAUAAGCUAAUAACUGGCACAGCUUUCCUGAAUUAUUUAUCUUAAAAAUUACUAAGAUGUUUGACACCAAGAAUAUUUGUUAAGGAAAUUAUGAGUGUUAUGUUGUGGAAAAACAUGUCACAUAGGUGUAAAUUUAUGUCAUAAGCAGUGGAUUUUACUCAUGGGUUUUGUAAUAAUUAGCUGUUGACAAUUACCUUACCCAUCUUGUAAUGAACUAAAAUUUAAUAAAGGCUCCAAGAAGAGUGUCUCAAAA
Molecule: messenger RNA, 13347 nt
Organism: Manis pentadactyla (Chinese pangolin)
Lineage: Eukaryota; Metazoa; Chordata; Mammalia; Pholidota; Manidae
Gene: ZNF445
Product: zinc finger protein 445
Exons: 6
Coding region: 4101-7172 (1023 amino acids)
Biological process (GO): regulation of DNA-templated transcription
Source: RefSeq, a predicted model, not a curated record